Messenger RNA from Etheostoma spectabile (orangethroat darter), 1356 nucleotides. Its product is annotated as germ cell-specific gene 1-like protein. The record is from RefSeq and is a predicted model, not a curated record. Gene Ontology annotation, cellular component: plasma membrane. The transcript is spliced from 2 exons. NCBI's taxonomy places the organism in Eukaryota, Metazoa, Chordata, Actinopteri, Perciformes, Percidae. The annotation marks the transcript as partial.
UGUGUGUGUGUGUGUGUGUGUGUGUGUGUGUGUGUGUGUGUUUUGCAGGUCUUCUCGGUAUGGUGGCCCACAUGAUGUACACUCAGGUGUUCCAGAUCACAGUUAGUCUGGGUCCUGAAGACUGGAGGCCUCACAGCUGGGACUACGGCUGGUCCUUCUGCAUGGCCUGGGGUUCCUUCACUUGCUGCAUGGCUGCCUCCGUCACCACCCUCAACUCCUACACCAAGACAGUGAUCGAGUUCAGACACAAACGCAAGCUGUUCGAGCAGGGCCUGCGCGAGGAGCAGAACUACCUGGACCAGGAAGCGUUCCACUACUUCCGGGACCACUCCCUCCAGUCCAUCUCCAGCACUGUGGAGGUCUAUCCCGGCCACGGCGGAACCAGAACCACCGGGCUCAUCGUUGGGGGACCGAGUCCCGGUCCAGGACCGGGUCGUGGUCCAGGUCCUGGUCCCGGAAGGGGCAAGAUGAAAGCCCCGUCAGCAACGAUAGACCUGGGGGAGAACACAGACUCGCUGGGAGAGGAGCAGUGCUGAGCGAUCUACGGGAACGUGAGGGUUGUGUGGGAUGACGGGGAAAACUGCUCCUUUGGGUCUAAACUAGGCCAAGGGUUCUGCCAUCGAAUGAGAAAGCACAGCAGUCCUUAUUUUCAGUUUGAACAAGAUUAUUAACUCUUCAAGAAGAGACAAAGUCAGUGGAAUAAAUAAAAUUAGACGGAUGUGUUCUUUAUAUAUUAAUGGAAAGUCAAUAUAAAGUGUGAUAAACGGACCGAGAUCUUUGACUUUGAGAAUUAAGAUUCUUCAAGGACCGAAAGCAGGUGUUCUCUAGUUAAUUUCGAGGUGCUAUGUGUAGUAUUUCAACAUUGGUUUUGUCAAUUUUGAUAAAUUAAAGUGGGCCAAUGUAACAGUGCCAAGAACAAUGGUGAAUGCUGAAGAGUAACAGUAGCACUACUACUACUACUAAUAAUAAUAAUAAUAAUAAGUCACACAGGAAUACCUACCUUAGGUUGGCUAACAUUACCUACUACAAGCUACUGGUCAUACCAGACCAAGUAAGACUGAAUGUAGCAGAAAAACACCUAGAAGAACUGAACUAAGUUAGGGUGUGUUUUAUUGCCUAUUAAUUAAAUGCUUUAUUUGUAAAGCAAGGAAUAUGUUUUUUCACUGAUAUAUUUUGGACAGCGUAGAUUACAACUAUAGCCCGUUUUACACAUGCACUGCAAUCCCGAAGAUAUCCACUCAUUACCCAGAGGAGCUGCACGUGAAAACGCAAAUGUUUGAAUCAGUUGGGCCGGACAUUAAACAGACUUUACCCUGCCAGCAGCCUAGCAUAAGGUGACCAGAUUUCUCAGACAAA